Molecule: messenger RNA, 1700 nt
Organism: Pararge aegeria (speckled wood butterfly)
Lineage: Eukaryota; Metazoa; Arthropoda; Insecta; Lepidoptera; Nymphalidae
Gene: Arpc1
Product: actin-related protein 2/3 complex subunit 1A-B
Exons: 4
Coding region: 201-1319 (372 amino acids)
Biological process (GO): Arp2/3 complex-mediated actin nucleation
Cellular component (GO): actin cytoskeleton; Arp2/3 protein complex
Molecular function (GO): actin filament binding
Source: RefSeq, a predicted model, not a curated record
CUUUGGCAUUUGUCAGUGUCACUGUGAUUCAUUUCUCGUAGAUUUUUCUGUGUUCUUAGAUUUUUUGUGGUCGUUACUCGAUAUUCGAGAUUCGCGUAGACUGCCCAGAGUCCGCGAAUUCCUCAUACCAUCCCCGCCUCCCGUGAUUUAACUGUUUACUGCUUUAAAACCUUUGACCAGUGUUAAUCUUUUCAGGCAAAAUGUCUCAAACUUUAACGUUCGGUGACUCAUGCGCCCCGAUAACUUGUCAUGCGUGGAACAAGGAGAGAAAUCAAAUUGCCUUCUCUCCCAACAAUAAUGAAGUCCAUAUAUACCAAAAGGAGGGUAGUGAAUGGAAGCAGACCAAUAACCUUGUUGAACAUGAUAUGAGAGUUAUGGGAAUCGACUGGGCGCCCAAUACUAACCGAAUUGUUACCUGUUCAGUAGAUCGUAACGCAUAUGUUUGGACUCAAGGUGAAGAUGGCAAAUGGUCAACAACACUUGUGCUACUACGUAUUAAUCGUGCAGCAACUUGUGUAAAAUGGUCACCUAUGGAAAACAAGUUUGCUGUUGGCUCAGGUGCCCGUUUAAUCUCUAUUUGUUACUUUGAGAAGGAAAACAAUUGGUGGGUCUCCAAGCAUAUUAAGAAACCUAUACGUUCAACUGUAACUUCCCUGGACUGGCAUCCAAACAACAUUUUACUUGUUGCGGGAUCAACCGAUUUUAAAGUGCGCGUUUUUUCUGCAUAUAUAAAAGAUAUUGAGGAUCAACCAGGACCUAAUGUAUGGGGAUCUAAGUUACCUUUGGGGCAACUUUUAGCAGAGUUUCGCUCGACUGGAAGUGGUUGGGUGCAUAGUGUAUCAUUUUCUGCGGAUGGGAAUAAAGUUGCUUGGGUGGGCCACGAUAGCUCGAUCAACAUAGCAGAUGCUGCACAAGGGAAAGCAGUCAUGAAACUUAAGACUGAAUAUCUGCCAUUCUUGGGAUGUAUUUGGAUUUCAAAUAAUAACCUGAUAGUGGCAGGUCAUAGCUGCAUUCCAUUACUCUACUGCCAUGAAGGGGAUGAAAUUAAAUUUGUUGCCAAGCUAGAUAAUACCCAGAGAAAGGAGUCAGGUGGGUUGUCUGCUAUGAAAAAAUUCCAAUCAUUAGAUCGUCACGCCCGGAUUGAAACUAGCGAUACCUUGUUGGACUCCAUACACCAGAAUGCGAUAACAUGUAUUAACCUUUAUAAAGGAACAAAAGCAGAUGCGGUCAAGCUAAGCACCUCAGGCCUUGAUGGCCAACUAGUCAUUUGGGACAUUGCAUCGCUUGAAAAAGCAUUUGAAGAUCGGGUUAUGAUAUAAAUUAUAAACAUUUACUAAAUGUAUUAUUUUAUUUAUAAGUGACAAUAUAAUCAGUUUGCUUGCGAGUUCUGAAAUCACUCAAUAGGAUAAUGGAAAUGAAAACACGGAAAGCUGUGAAAAACAUCACAAUCACAGUUUGUAUCAGUCUAGCUAGAAACAAGAGGGAAAGCGAGCAGCAGAGAGUGAAUUCAGCCUCCCAAAUAUUGUAAAAACUUCAAAUAUACAGAAUAAACUAUAAUUUAUAGGUACAACAUCCUAGGAUUUUUUUAUUAUUAUACAAUUUAAUUUUUUAACUUUGAUAAUCAAAUAAUUUAUAUAAAUUAGACAAUAAGACUAUGUGCUACAUCCUAAGUUUAAUAGAUCACUUUUAAUACUAGUGAA